GUAUCAAGGGCGACCCACUGGCGGAUCAACCUACAGGGGCGGCUGAACCGUAUAUGAGAGGCGCAUCAAGGGCGAGCCAAGGCGGUUGAACUUUAUGUAGGGGGCUGAUCGGGGGCGACCCGCUGGCGGACCAUCCUAUAGGGGCGGUUGAACCAUACAAAACGGCGUAUGUGGGGCGGAUGAACGGCGGGUGAAACAUUUCAAGGCAAACCUGGGCGACCCCGGGGCGAGUCGCUGGCGGACCAACGUCACGAUAAAAAAAACUGAUCGUGCGCCAAAUUGUUGCAAAUUUUAUCCGCCAGCGGGUCGCCCGUGGUCCGCCAAAUCAAACGCUGGCGGAUUGCCAGAGCGGUUUGGCGGUCCGCCAGCGAACCGCCGGCGGGCUGCCCAGUCAAUGUGGGACGGCGCAAGUUCGUGGAAGUUCUGAUCAACAACGAACCGAUCGAACUCCAGCUCGACUGCGGAUCGGACUACACCAUCAUCUCGACGGAUUCACUUCCCCUGCUCGGCAACCCAGAAACCAUUCCGACGGAACUGCGGGUGGCCACAGCUUCAGGCAAACCCCUUCCGCUGGAAUUGGAGUUCGAGUGUGACGUCACGUUCUUGGGAGCGACCUGAUGGAUGCUUUCGGGCUGUGUACGACAUUCCGAUCAACGACUUCUGCAAGCAACUCACAACUGCGGAGGACUCGUCGGCGUGUGGUGCCGCGCUGAAGGCGAAAUUUCCGGCCGUGUUCCAGGAAGGACUCGGACGGUGCACGAAAACGAAGAUCCAGCUGUUCCUGAUCGACGGGGUGAAGCCGGUCUUCAAACCUAAGCGGCCAGUGCCGUUCCACUCGCAGCGGCUGGUCGAGAAGGAGCUCAACCGAUUGCAGAACAUGGGAGUGCUGGAGCCGGUCGACUACUCGGACUGGGCGGCACCCAUCGUGGCAGUUCGGAAGGCGCAGCGCAACGCAGACGGAGAUCCGAUGGUCCGCAUUUGCGCGGAUUACUCGACCGGGUUGAACGCCGUGCUGGAGGCGAACAAGUACCCUCUCCCUACCCCCGACGACAUCUUCGCAAAGCUGGCUGGCAGCAAGUUCUUCAGCGUAAUUGACCUGUUGGACGCUUAUCUGCAGAUGGAGGUAGAGGAGGAGUCGCAGAAGCUGUUGACUAUGAACACACACAAGGGGCUGUUCAAGGUCAAGCGUCUGCCGUCGGGAGUGAAAUCCGCUCCUGGAGCCUUCCAGAAGGUCGUUGACAACAUGCUCGCCGGCCAGGAAGGAGCGGCGUCGUUCGGCCGAACGCGCGCUGAGCACGACCGGAACUUGGAGCAAACACUGCAGCGGAUCCAAUAUUUCGGUUUCCGGUUCAAGAUCGAGAAGUGCAAGUUCUACAUGACGGAGGUGAAGUACCUGGGCCACAUCAUCAACCAAAACGGAAUCCGCACCGACCCGGGGAAAGUGUCUGCCAUCUCGCAGAUGCCACUGCCGAAGAACCUCACCGAGCUGCGUUCGUUCUUGGGCGCGGUCAACUACCCGUGCAUGGGUAAAUAACAAGGGAAAUGCGUAAUAAUACCUUUCUCUGGUAUCAAUACCAAAUUUUGGUAUUCCUGGACCCUUUAAAAUUUGUCUUAAGGAUUAUGCAAGAGCAAAAUGUGCUAUCAUACCAAUUUAAGGUAUUGUUUUGAUAUUGCAAAAUUGCAGAAUUUGUCAAUAGUCGAACACCACAUUUUGGUAUUCUUUUGGU
Culex pipiens pallens (northern house mosquito) is the source of this 1727-nucleotide messenger RNA. RefSeq lists its product as uncharacterized. The record is from RefSeq and is a predicted model, not a curated record. Lineage: Eukaryota; Metazoa; Arthropoda; Insecta; Diptera; Culicidae. Bases 878 to 1534 code for a protein of 218 amino acids. The transcript has 2 exons.